This is a messenger RNA of Ostreobium quekettii, 1239 nucleotides long. Lineage: Eukaryota; Viridiplantae; Chlorophyta; Ulvophyceae; Bryopsidales; Ostreobiaceae. The record is from the annotation of a GenBank genome assembly.
AUGCCCCGGCGCAGGGCGGAGGAUGCCGACCGCUUCGAGCGAUCGGUGACCCGCGCGGCGCUGCUGCAGAUGGCCCGCGAGGCGGGCUUUGUCUCCGCACAGGAGCACGGGCUGGAGGUGCUGGGCGAGGCGGCCAGGGCGAGGGUGGGGACGCUGUGCCGCCUGGCCCGGUGCUACGCGGAGGUCGGCGGGCGGACAGCGGUGAACGCGGACGAUGUGGCUUGCGCACUGGAUGAGCUCAAAAUGUCUGUCAGUGACCUCAAGAAACUCAAGGACAGAAAGGCUGUCGGGUUCGCAGCCACAUUGCCCAAGCUUCCAGUCCGGGUGAAGGUCAAACGAAGGCCCACAUUCAAGGAAACUGAAGAGUUGCCUCCACCACACAUCCCAGGCUUCCUCCCUGUUUUCCCUCCUGAGCACACGUACAGAGAAACUCCUGAGUACUCCCAAAGUCAAGUUAAUUGGAGGGCCAGGGCAGCCAAAGUUCAUGAAGCCAAGAAGGAGGCUGAAAAUGCUUUGAUGAUGAUGGCUGGUGAAGAGCAGCCAGAUAAUCCUUUUGUUGCGAGCAAGUUGAUGGCCGAGGGGGAGACAUGGGAUGGAGAUUGGGCUAGCAAGCAAGAGAAAGCCGACAAGAAAAGGCCCCGGUCGCUGCUCAGCAUCCCCUCUCCAGCAAUGCGGCAAAUAUUGGGCCCUGUGGUGGACAUGGCAACUGCCAAGCGCAAGAAGCCUCGCAAUGCAUUUGGCGGGAAGGAGCAGAAGAAGUCUAAGAAGUCCGACUCUUCGAUGCCAGCACCUUUGGCAAGGGUGGUUGAGCCAGACGCGUCGCGCACCACGCCAGAGCCGUCCAGCACCAAGCCAGAGCCGUUCAAUCCAGUUGAGCCAGAUUCUGUUGUGGCUGAGGUCUACCCCCCCACGCAGUCCACAGAGUUUGGAAUGAGCCAGAUGCUGAAGUACAUGGGGUCGCAGCCGAGUGUGACAUUCCCCACCCAUUCACAAUUAGGAGACAAGCAAUCCUUGGAUGGCACGUUACCUGUCGUCACAAAGGGGUCGCCGGUCAGGAAAGUUGGUGGGAAUGCAGGGAGUUUGGAAGGUGGCGUUGGGGUGGGGGACAGCCCUGUGUCUGGUGAUGGCCAAGGGGACUGCAGCAUGGAUGGGCUUGAUGUGGUAGAACUGGGCAGGGAUGUUGAACUGGCGCUCACAGAGGAUGCGAUUCAGGACAGCGCAUCUGAGGGUGGUGGUUGA